UUUAACAAAGGAAACAAACGGCAGGGGGUGGAAUCGAUGCUAAUGGUUUCGACAAACGGCAUACGAUCAUUUAACGAAACAGGAAGGGCGAUCUAUAUCCCUUGUUUCUGUCCUCCCCGGUACGAUCGAUGCGAUAAGGGCGAGCUUCCUCGAGCUGUUAGACACGCGUACCUAAUAUCGCGCUUCGAGUCUGCCAAACUGGUUCAAGGUCACUGAUUUACGUCAGAAAUGCCGAACCAGAGGAAUUCAAACGUGCAUACCGAUAAAAUCCUUAAUUGAUCCUUAGCAUCAGUUUCUUGCCACGUGUGUCGUUUUGUGGUUAAUAUGAUUAUGAGCGAACCACUUGGAACAUCAUGGGGAAAGGGAUGGGGGUUCACAUGUAGCCUCUGUAAAUCACAAAUUUGUGGUUGAAAGGUUUGUACUUAGAGAUUUUGUAACAUUCGGAGCUCUUUUUAUCGGAGAUUCUUUUUCUUCAGCGGAUGACUGUUGGAAAUAAUGGAAGUGCUAGUUUAAUUAACAACUAGAUAUUUUGGAAACAAUCGAAUCAUUGAUAGGUAUAAUUACAACAAUUUUUUUGGAAUUAAUGUACCAUAUCGUGAUAUUAUUUUGUCUUUCAAAGUUGUAGCUCUCCGUUUGUACGACUCUGUUUCAACGAUUUUGAAUUUAUGGAAGUUACAGUAUUAUUAUGAGUCACGCGUGACUUUAUGCAUUUGAUAUGCAAGAAAGUGUAUUUUUUUGAAGUAUCAAGAAUGGUAUUUCGAUCACGAAAGUAUUAUUUACUCGUGUGCUUUCUUGUUUUCCGUAUCGCGUCAUAGCUUUAAUUUAGAGAGUUAAUGCUGGCAUCGCGUGUCUAGCCGUGAUCGACAGCUGCUACUGCGUCGCUGAAUUAACAGUGACUGCGUACAAAUGGGCAUUCCGAAUGGGAAUCCAUUAAACAAAGAUAUAUUUCUGUUCAUAGGAACAAAGAUAUGUUUUUGCUCGUAGAUACAAAGAUGCAUUUCUGCUUCGUUUUCUCCUUUGUUUUUCUUUCAAGCGUUUGAAAUCACGAAUAGACAUUUUGUUUCCUAUUUAUGUGGAAAAAAUAUGAAAGAAUUCUUUCUGUCCUAUGAUGAUAUCCGUAUGAUACUGUUUAAAAAAAGGCUAAUUAAUUAACCCCUUUCGUUUGUAUUAUUUCGAGUCUAUGCUAAAAUUAAACAUGUACAUUAUUAUAGUUAGUCAAUUAUAGGUACAUAUAUGUUAUGGUAGCUGUCAAAAGUUCCUAGCCAAAAGUGAUACUUCUAUUUCGAUUUAAUUCAUAUAUUAACAAAAUUCUCCUUAUAAGAAGUUUAACAACAUAGUAUGUAUCAUAAUUUUAUUUACUUCAACUAGUAUAUAUUACGUUAACGUAAUAGACGUCUUUUCCCGGGAAUAUUCUAAGACUAUACUACAGCCAGAAACUUUCCAACAGCCAUUACAUCACGUGUAUAAAAUUCCUAAAGUGCACGUGCACCCAUACUCUCCCUAGACGACCCCUUGAAGAGAACCAAACUACCGUCGUAUAACAUCCAGCAUAUACGUAUUUGCACGAAGCCAAGGAGAAAAUUUUGCAACGGAAAGUGCUCUUGUAAUAUGUGAAAUGCUCCCGGUACGAAUCCACUUUACACAUCCAUGUCGCUUGAAAUGUUCGUGACACCCUGUCGGCUGCGCUGGUGGCGAACGGUGGAGCUUGCGCCCUGGCGAAUCUUUACGUUCCCUUGGUAGCCCCUAGACGGCAGUGGUGUGUCGGGUUAACGUUGUACCCCUGGCCCCUCCGAGGCCACCCCCAGCCACCGAUUGAACCGGUGAACCGGAGUCGAAGCAACCCCCAGCUAAGCCCUCGAGAGGCAGUCGUGAGCUUGGUGCCGAGCUGGGGCGAUGCUCGUCGCUCGCGUGUGCUUCGCGAUUGCACCGAGUGCUCGCCAUUCCGUGUCGUUACGCGCGUCGUUCGUCCCGUAUCGACAUCGUCGCGGUCGAUCGUCAUCGUCGCCGCCCUCGACCUCAUCUUCGUAUCCAUUCUCCUCGUCGUCGUUGUCACGGUUCACGUCGUUGUUCCCGAGGCUGCUGCCGCAACGAGGCCCGACGGUGCAACGACCGUGCGACCAUCGGACAGCCGCACGUGAGCACGGCUCUGGAUUCAACGCGAGAUGAGAAGAAACGUCUGACAAAACGGAUCGCAAAGGCAUGGCCAGCAGCACGGAGGAUUACGGGUCGGAAUUACAGGAGCUGCAGUGGGGCGGUGGUAGCGGGUCGCACUUCCUGCGCAGCGGCACUCACUUCCUGAGAAGCGGCACCGGUGGUUGCUACGAAGCUGAGGAUUUAGAGUCAACCAGCAGGCAUCAUGGUGGUCAACACAGGGGAUAUUAUAGCCCUCCGGGUACGAGUUACACGAUCGUCGAGAGACCACCGAGUGCUCCUCAUCACCAUUCCUCGCACACCACACCGUAUAGGCACAGGGGACACACCACUGGAGGCUCUGGUGCUAUUUCGCCGGAACAGGUGCUUAGACUUUUUGGAAAUGGCGUGUCCGAGCGUCGACAGGGAGAUAGGAGAACGCCGGCGUCUUCGCCAGCGAGUGUCGCCGCUGUUCGAAGCACGCCAUCGUCAACGUCCCAGCAGCAACAACAAUCGCAGCAGUCGCAACAAUCGCAGCCGAAUCCCGCGAAUCCUCCGACAUCACCGAGCUCUCAGCCAUUGAGUUUGCAGGAGCUCACCGUAAGGACAAUCACCAUGACGAGAGAUCCACCGGACUCUCACCAUGGCUUUGGAAUCUGCGUGAAGGGUGGCAAGGACGCAGGUGAGAUCCGAAGUACCUUCAGGCUACCUCCAUCGCCGUACUUCGCGCCUCAAGAUCGAGGGGUGGGUGUCUACAUUUCGAGGGUGGAGGAGGGUUCGGUGGCCGAACGUGCUGGACUCAGGCCAGGAGACACCAUCUUGGAGGUGAACGGCACACCCUUCCGGGCGGUGACCCACGAGGAGGCCCUCAAAAUGCUGAAAUCAUGCAGAACCUUAAGUAUGACAGUGCGGGGGCCAGCGUUGGAUCCCCGAUGUAGAGGUGGGCAUCCGGUGUGGUCUUCUUCCGGUCGCCAGCAGUCCUGCAGCUGGAUCGACCGUCAAGGUCGUCCAACAUCACCACCUCCGCUUUAUCCACCUCGAGACUCGAGGUACGGUCCAAGGACGAGGAAGGUCGAGCUCUGCAUCGAACCCGGUCAGUCCCUUGGUCUGAUGAUCAGGGGUGGCCUUGAGUACGGCCUUGGGAUUUAUGUGACCGGGGUCGACAAGGACAGCGUAGCUGACCGAGCUGGACUCUUGGUAGGUGACCAAAUUAUCGAAGUAAAUGGACAAAACUUCGAGGAAGCAACACACGACGAGGCAGUGGAAAUUCUGAAGACGAACAAAAGAAUGACUCUGUUGAUUCGCGAUGUCGGAAAAGUGCCACAUUCUUGCACCACGAGUCAACCCAUCGUCAUGCCAACCUCUAGGUAUCCUGAACACGACCCUCUGCUCCUAGAAAGUCCAGGAAAUCAUCGACCACCGAGUCCUACCAUUGCGAGCGAUUGGAGGCACAGAGGCGGUAUGCACACGGUUUCUGCCGCGACAGCAGCGAUGGUGGAAGAAAAGGCGAGGGUGGUUCUCGCGAGAAGCGAGAGGGCUGCACUUUCUCAGCUGCUGGCUGAUUAUAGGACGCGUCGAAUGACGAUCGAGGAGCUGGUUGUCAAUUUAGGUGACCUGCUGAACACCCAUGAGAAACUAACUCUUCUAACCGAGCUGAGAGAACUCGUCGACAGCAAAGACAGAGCUGCUUUCGACGAUUUGGUUUACAGGCCUCGGGUAGCCAUGGCAAGGAGAAAAGGUGACCGUGCCCACUCGGAUUUAAUAGUGACGCCAUCGCUACACGAUCUUCCGAGGGGUGUGCCCAGUGGUUGUUGCCGUCCAGGACGACUGGUGGACGUCGAGGGAGAUCCUCUAGGAGUAACAGGACCUCUUCUGCCGCGGGAUAACCAGGAAUAUAGAUCGCCCAGCGAGGACAGCGGUCUCGGGGCCGACAUGCCCAGGACCAGAGUGGGCUGUAGAAGGACGCAGCAGCACCAAGUGACGACCUCCGAUCUCGCCCUCUCCAACGACGACGAGUGCGACAACCAGGUACAGAAAAUUGUUCGAGAAAAAGCAAUAUCGUCGGUGCUCGACCCUCUUAGACGAAGCGUUUGUCCAUUCCAGAGAAUGUUCCCGAUCGCUGUCGAUGAACGCGAUAAAAGGGAUGUUUGUCGGUUUCUUUUGCAGGACUACGAGGACGAGCUGGAGAACGGACGUGGACGAAGGCACAGCUCGCCUGGUGGAUCACGAGGCAACCCUAGGGAUUACGGCCAUCAUCAUCUUCAUCCGGAUAAUUUGGAGAGCGACGGUGGUUGCGAUGGUAGCGACGCCGAGAUGAUCGGUAAUGGGAGACGCGGAGGCGGAACGGAAAGGGAUCGCGAUAUGGAGGAGGAUGAGGACGAAGGAAGGGAGGAAAGGAGCUCAGAGGGUGGAGGUGGUGGAGGUUUCGGUGGUUGGAGGUCCCACUUGCUCGGUGGGCUGACGCAACGUGUCAAAUCCUGGUACUGGGGCGCCAGGCCCCUCGAACUCGCGCACAAGCUCUCACGAAGCUUCGACAUGCAAGAAGCUCAGCUCCUCGAAGAGGGUGGCUCUGGUGCAGCUACUGCCGGGGCUGGGGGUGCCGGUGGUCCACCACGAAGGCAUCACAGUGCUCAAAGGUUGACUAGAAGCGAAAUGUCGGAGAGAAGAGAAGAAGAUGGCGCCCUUGUGGUCCCUGAUCAUCAGGGUAACCUGAGAAUCACUGUUAAGAAAACCAAGUCGAUUUUAGGUAUUGCCAUCGAGGGCGGUGCCAACACCAAACAUCCACUGCCCAGAAUCAUCAAUAUACAUGAUAAUGGAGCAGCGUACGAGGCCGGUGGUCUUGAGGUCGGUCAGUUGAUCCUAGAAGUCGACGGUCACAAGGUCGAAGGUCUCCAUCAUCAGGAGGUAGCUAGGCUGAUCGCAGAGUCGUUCGCGAGACGAGAUCGCAACGAGAUCGAGUUCCUGGUAGUCGAGGCAAAGAAGAGCAAUCUGGAGCCGAAACCGACGGCUCUGAUAUUCCUGGAAGCGUAGCAGGAAUCUCCCACCUCCGAGCCGGAACCACCGUAGCCCAACGUGACCAGAGCUCGGCCCGCGACAUACUUGGAGCGUCGUAGACGCUGAACCGUCUGUUGAAGCUGAAGAGACCGAUGAAACGAGGAAAUCGAUCAUGAAGCUCGUCGAUCGACAAAUGUAACGAAGACAAAUAGACGAAGAGAGAAAAGAAGACGAGCUUGCCUCUUCAUCUUCAUCGAACGCUCUCGAUUCGACGGUCGAGCUCUUAGUCAGGUGCUAACUGAACCUGGCCCUGGUGGUGGGAAUUUUUCAAGAAGAAAAUACAAAGAGUAAAAAGAAGGAAAGAUAAAGAAGCGCCACGAACAGAGGAUGGGUUAGGCGGCGAGUGAAGCUCGAUUAGCGAGUCAAUGGGAUGAUAAUUACACGAUCGUCGACACUAUCGUGGCUGCCCUCGUUGCUGACGAGCCAGGCUAUCGAAAGCUUCUAAUCCUUCGGCUCUCCAACUUUUUCGAUCCAAGAAGCCGUUUGAUAAGAACAAAUAUUGUCAAAGUUUGCGACGAGGAAUAAAAGUAUAGACGAUCCGGUGACAAAACACAGGAGUACAAAAGAGAUAUGGUUUGAAGAGACUAUGUAAGAGAGACACUUUGAGUGUGAGGAUGAUGUUAAAUGAGAGAAGAAAGGUUGACUGUGCCAAACUAUUAGGGAUUGUUUCGUGUAUACUAAUUAUGAUACUCUUAAUCGUAACGAGAUUCAAUCAGAGACUCUGCCAAGGCAAGAGAUUCACGAAUAUGUGAGUAGCAAAAUCGUGCGAUCCUGAGUGACGAACUUGUGUUUAACGGACACGAUCACAAAAGCUGUUCACGUGCAUGGGUCGAACGUAUCAAGAGUACGAGGCAAUGAGAUUAUGCGAGACAUGUGAUGAUUAAGUAAAAUGCGUUUUCCAGGAUCCUGGCCGAUGUCAUCGAUCAGGAUUUUCGUUGAUGCAGUUCCUCAAGGGCUUAUUUAGUGGUACCGUGAUGACAAUCCGUUUAACUAUCUUUUAAACGUCUGAGAAAGAUGCUUUUUCCAGCUACCACGCAAUUGUUUCAAGUUUUAAAUGUCUAAUUUCAAAGUUCAAAUUUUUUAUUUCAAAUUUUGAAUAAUUAUGAAAAUAAUUGUCAUGUAUUUCUAAAUCUAUCGAAUCACAGCCUGUUAAAAACCUUCGACUACGGAUCCACAAAACUCUAUUUUUGCAUAAAAUCUAGAUAAUCGUAUAAGCAAGUAAUUCGUACUUAAGAGAAUCCAACAGGCGGCGAGGAAAAGGUGACGAGGAACAAAAUCGACGGAAGUCCUAACCGAGUGGAGCCUGAGAUUAACAUAGACUUAUUAUGGGAAUUGUUGAGGCUUAACAAGAUAUGUUAUAUAUACAUAUAUAUUAUAUGAUAAUAUUAUUAUUGACUAUCGUAGUGGAAUUGUAAACUUGUACCUACCCGAUCACACCUCGAGCGCGCACACGGACUUCCGGUUACUGGUGCGCGCUGAGGCGGCACCGAGGAGUGCGCAGAAGGGAAAACUGAGAAGAUUCUAUAAGAAUAUGCGAAAUAUUUUCAACAAGUUUAAAUAAAUAUAGACACCGCGUACUUAGCAAUGGGCCUGAUCGUUCGAAUUUUUCGAGAGAUCGCGGACGAUCGCGCAUAGAAAAAAAAACAAAUUUCUUGAAAAAUCUGAAAAUUCUCGUGAUCGAAGGCGAAUGAAGAAAAUGAGAAAGGAAGGCAAAUUCUGCACUUUCUGGAAAAUUUGGAGAAAGCGUGAAACGAACAACACGCGAUCACGAGAUCAUAAACGUUUGUUUGCAUAGUGGAUCACGUGGAAAUUAUUUUAGAAUCACGUUCGCGUGAGCGACGAUUCCUUCAAUUCGUACGCGCGCCACGCUUGGAAAACUCGAGGCUGUAUUUUUCAUACACAGAUUUCAUGCCUUCUCACCUCACCUUGUUCACGUGGAUCACGUCGUUUAGGCAUUUUUUUACGAUGAAUCAUAGACACGAUGACGAGAAGAAUUUUCUAAAUGAUACAUUUGUAUCGCCUUAUUGUAAUUGAUGUCUCGAACUUUUCGAUCGUUGUGCACGAUCACGUUGAUUUUCGUCGCUGUGUAAUUUGGAAAAAGAGAGAAGCAACUUGUUGUAUCUACGCGAGUUAGAACAGCGGUUCCUAUUAAUUUCGUUGAAAGAUCUUUCGAUCUUUCUUGGGCAAAAUCUUCUUUGGGUAAAUAACUUGUUCGUACAAUUUAGAGAGUUUUGUUUAAUUCAUUUUAUUAAGUAAGGAGAAAGUAGAAUUCGUACGUGUUUCUGUUCUUCCGGAUCGUUUUACAAAGCACAGAGAAUUAAAUUUCAAAUUAAGUAGAAAGUUCGAUUUUCUUUCGUGAGUUGAAAGAAUAUUUGCUUUGUGGGACUGCUUCGUUAGUGUCGACAAACCGUUUUUCGCUAACUAUUUAUAACGUAAUUGUUACCGCAAUAAUUACAUUUAAACGAGUAGUAGUUACUAAUUAUCAAUUCGUGAGUAUAAACGUAGCGACUGUUGUUGUAAAAGUAAAUGGUUAUCGAUACGUCUUGUUUAAUAUCUCUACCUGUUAUCAAGUUAAACGUAAUUUUACGAAUAGUAGUGUGUAUACGUUGAAUGUCGACGAGUCCACAAGUCGUUCUAUCGAAUGCCGAUGAUCGUCCGCGAUCUUGCUCGCUUUAACAAAAAAUGAUAAAAAAAGAUAAAAAGAUGCAAAAAAAAAAAUAAAACGUGAAAAAAAUACCGCGCAAGCUUAAGUAGUAAAUUAUCGCGUAUAUGUAACGAAACAGCCGAAUCGGGACGCAGGCCAAUGAGAGAAAGCGAGAAACGAUUCGACGAAAGCCACUGACGGUUCAAAGAUUCGCGUUUAAUCAAAUUCCAAUGGAGUUUUUCGAUAAUGUCGUAUCGCGAAUAUAAACUUAUUGUCAGAGUUUAUGUCAUAGAAUUGCUGUUUUAUAAUAACAUCUAGUCAAAUAAGGUAAUAUAUCGUUUAAAUAAUAAUUCUAGAAAUAUUUCAUUUAAAUAAUACGUAAGCCCUUUUAUCUAAUUUAAUUCUUUGCAUUACUUAAUCUAGAAGGCUAAUUUUCGAUAAAAAUUCUCAAUAAAGUAUUUAGAUAAUAUUACUUUUAUCCGAAACGAUCAAGCUAUACUAUUACGAUAUAAACACUUUUACAUUUGCAUUAAUUUUUAAACAUUAAAAGAAGGUAGAGAGCGAAUGGAAUUUUUUGAUCGUCAGUGCGCUAACCAAGAAAGCACGUUUCAAAACAGUAAUGUACCUGGACGCGUGUACGACGUAUUCCGGUAAAUGUGCCAAAGAGAAGAAAAAGCUACACGGAGAAGAAGAAAGAAAAGGAAGAGAAAAGCAGAAGAGAGAAGAGCGUUAGCGUGGAAUUCGAGCGCGGAAAGCGGGAAAGUUGUGCAUACAAUUACAAGCGCAAAAUGCAAAACAAGACGGAAACUAUUACGAGUGGACGAUCGAGAGAAGAAAAGAAACCGCAAAGAAAAAACGAAGAGGAAGGUUUUUCGUAGCUGGUGUGCACUCGAGUUGUUUUCUUCGUUGUUGCUUUGUAACGCAAGGAUGCAAUUGCACCGUUUGUCGCGAACAAGCCACGGGAUUAAGAAACACGAGAAAUAGAAACGAAAAGGUGAAUAAGAUGGGAAAUAAAAGAACAAAGAUAGGAACGAUAGGUAAAACGCGGCUAGUUGCUAUUCGGCUAAGCAAACAGACAAAACUAAAAAAUACCUCGUGUGUUAGUGUUUCUUCCUGUUUUCGAAGCGAAUUUUUCUAACGAAGCAUCCAAAAUAAAUUCGACGUCCCGGAUAAAGAACAAGGAGUAAAAGAGGAAGAACGAACGAUGGAAAAAAAAGCAUGGAAGGAAAAAUCACUAUGGAAAGUGGGACAAGAAAUGAAAAGAAACGAAAGAAAGAAGGAGAUGAUAUUUUUGUAAAAGCCUUCGAUGUAUAACGCAAUCACCGGAGCGAUUCGAAGAUCUCAGCUGACAUAUCCGACAAUGCCUUACCGCUUUGAUGAAACGAUGAAAGAAACAAGAAAAAACGAAUGGGUUCGUGAAAGCGACGCGAACCGAUCACGAUCGAGGAAAAUGUUCGUUGGAACUUCCCAUUGAUCAGCGUCAGUGGAUACAGUACGGUGCGAAGCAAUUGGCACACACAGCAUUGGCUAUUCGAUCUUUCGAUUUUGCUUAACGAUCGGACACAGAGCGGAGCGACGCUGAUAAUCUUUCUGGUUGAAGAGUUAUGUAAAGCAGAAAAGUGGGAAAAACUGGUUCUAUCGGGCUCGGUUCGAAACGGAGAGCGUUGUUUAUAAAUGUACGCUGGAAUCGGUAUUCCUAUUUUUUAAACUGGUGCAAGUAAUCUUAAAAAAUGAAAGAAACGUUUACUCGAUAUUUGGAAUAUACGAAGGAUGAUAUUUGUCAGAGUUUAAACGUAUUUUUUGCUUCUCGCGAGAAUAAAAUAAAUGGCAAUCGAUUUGGAAAUGAAUUAUCCAGGUAUUUUGAUUAAAUGUUCGGAGAGGAACCUGUAAAUCUAGACGUAAGAAAAUUUACAAGAGUCUUUUCUCUUUUCGUUUCAUUUAAAUACAUUCAACUGAAAAAGUUAUCAGUAAGUUUCUCCAUCAUCGAAUUGCAACAAAAAUAUAUCAAAACUAUGAUACAAUAGGAAUGAAAGGAAAUAUCUAUCGUUUAAAGACUGCCAAACUGUUGCAAUUAACCACGUAAUUACAUUAACAGCUUCAUUAUCUUGCACGAUGUAUGCUUCACGGUCGCUGAUCCUCCGAUCCCAUCGAGACAAGAAGAGAAAACAGAUUCGUCGCUAGCUAUUUUUCCACACACAAGUUCCCUUUAUUCCACAGCAGACGAAGGUUUCGAACGUUUCAAGAAAAAUACUGUCGCUCUCGGUCGAUCGCUUCUCAAUUUUUCGAAAAAUAUCAACUACUGUAAACGGAGAGACAGAGAGAGAAAGAGAGAGAGAGAAAGAGAGGCAAUCUAUCGUAUCAAUGUGCCAUCGUGAUUCCCCUUCGAUCAAUGAUAAUCGCUGAUAUAAUAUAUUGACUGUCGAUGAUACUUUUGGUUCGAUUAUAAAUUCAUUUCAAGGGAUGGAAGUUUCGUGCGUUGAAAUAAAUUUUAAUGAACACGAUUUCUAUAUGAAAAUCAGAUUAAUCGCGAGACGAUUGACCACCUUUCUCCAAUGAAAACUGUUUUCUCUGAGAAAAUCGGAAACCGAUUUUCUUUACCACGAGCUCGAGCGUUCGCGUUUAGUCUGGCGUUAAAGUCUCCGCUUUAAUUACGUUUCUCUCGCCGCUUUCGUCGUUUCUUUCUUUAAUAAAAAAAUUUAAUAAUUUAUUACUUCUUAUUAGUUAACGUUUAUAAUUAGAAACCGCAUUAUAAUAUCGAUUUCUUCAAAUUUGAGGAAUAGAAGAGAUGUUAAGAAGUUGAAAAUUAUUCUAUUGGAGUCAAGUGAUCGGAAAGACGGUGAUUAUUUAUUUUAAGAAAUUGCUUCAGCGAAUAACCAGAACUAGGUGCCUUAACGAAAUAAUUCUUUCCGUUUUUCCUUCUAAUUUCGCAAAACAAUUAUAUCUACUUAAGACUUAUAAAGCUACGUAUACACUUAAAAUUGCCUCGGAUGAAAGAAAAUGAAUUCCAAAGAUUCAAGCGAUGUCCUACGACCAACAAACACACGACGAGACGAUUAGUCUACGAUCGAUGUCAAUUAAUUAACCCUUUGAACUUCAAUGGCGACGUUUCUUAUAUACCUUUCAUCGACACAAAACGAAAAUGAGCAGAAAGCUGUACUGUACAAAUAAAUUCACCUUCGAUUUCAAUAAAUUUCACUGUAAAAAUGCGCCGAAGUUGUGUGUCGAUCGAAUUAAAAAAAUAUUCGAAGUGCAAAGGGUUAAAGUUCGAAGGGGAAACGACAAAACGAUCGAGCGAUCAAUCGCGAUAGAAGAGAAUAAUUAGACGAAGACGAAGAGAUUGCGUCCGCUAAACCCGAGAUUAUCUUAAAUAAUAGCGUUAGCUCCCACAGGACACAAAAAGCAUGCUACGAAGUCAGAAAAGAAAGAGCGUAAUCUAGCAGAGAGCGAUUUAUUUUUUCAACGACAAACGAGAAAAGAGAAUCAAACCUGAGAGAUAAACACGGACUCGUACCACGUUAAAACCUGUCCAGCUUUCGCACGUUCACCAUCCGCAAACUUGCUUUUUCUCGAUCGACCGUGGAACCGUGGGUGCGAGCGAGCAUUGAAAUCGAUCCUCUGGUCGGUGAUCGAGAUCGAUCGUACGAUGAAAGGCGAACCAGGGAUUUCGAACGUUUCGAAGAGGAAGCACGUGACUUCGCUCCAGGAAAUACUACUUCCAUUUCUUGCGAUCGAUGGUGAUUGAAAGGAGGAAAAAUCGAUUGAGAAAUUGGAUUAGAUAUAAAAAUUCAGGAAUUGCAUUCAGCUUUAAUUCCGUUAGAAAACGUGUUUGAAUGGAAGUCGAAGAAAUAAGAAUCUUCCACUCGAAACAAAUAUCAGCUCGAUUCUUACUGUCAAACGAUUUCUGCUAUUCAAAAUUUCAUCGAGACAGUGUAUAGAAAAUUCCUAAUUGUCGGGUAUUUGGAAUGUUCUGUCUGUCGGAUAUUACAGCAAAAUUCUUCGAGACAAAAAUUUCGCAUCCGCGAUCAACGAUCUUAAAUACGAUCGAUACUGAAUGUUAAGAAAUUCUUAAUGUCAUAAACUUUAUCAAACGUUACAAAAGUCUGUCUUGCAACGAAAUACUUUAAGAGAAAAAGCUAGCAUCCACGAUACCACGUCGCCUCAGUCUCGAGAGUCGAUCGACGAACGUAAUUCGCGUGAAAUCUUUAGCUUAAGCUUCGUACACAUCCUCGUAAUCGAACGUCAAGAUAAACGAGCGAGAAGAUUGAAAAAAGAAGAGGAUCCACAGGGGACGGUUCGCUUGACGAAUGAAGAAUAAAAUCGAAACAUUAUGCAAAAGCGAGUUGACAAUAGUCGACGGCGGAUAAAAGGGCUAAUCGAAUUGUAAAGCAGAUGUAACUGUACUCGUAACGUUUCAAGGAACACUCUGUACAUAAGCAAACCGCUCGUUCAUACCGCAUUUCAUAGAUCAUCCUUUUUGCAGCCGAUUUCGUACACCUUUAGAGACACAUACACACGUACGUUCUACACAUACAGAGACCAAACAAAUUCACACGACUGUGUAACACAUAACAACAACACGAAGAAUCGUUCCAAAGGAUGAAAACGACGAGGCUCGUCGCGUUAAUUAACGACCCGUCGAUUAAUACGCUCAUCGUCGUGGAACGGAGAUAGAAGAGAUCGCACGUAUGAAAUUGUUACACCAGUAACAUGUAUACAAUGAUACAUUGCGCGUAUACAGGGUGUAAAAGAAAUAUGUGCCACGAUCUUAUCGUAUUCGGCUCGUUGUGCAACCAUAUUGUGGAAAAUAAUUAGAUUUCUAGGUCUGUUUUCUUUUUCCUAUUUUUAGAACGAAGUAUGGAAAAUUUGUAACUUUGACAGUAGAUGUGCUUCGCCUUAGAAUCGAUGGAAACUCGUGUCAAGUAAUAAAUUGCUAGUUGCAUGGCACAUACGAUUAGCCGAUAAAAGCUUAAUAAAUUGAUUGCAAGGUUGAUAAGAUUGGUUUCGUUCUUUAAUGAGACGAUACUGGAGUUUUGUGUGUCGCUGAACAACACGCAACAAAUUUUUGAAUCUUCCAGUUAGUUGGAAUUUGUAGAUCUAUUUGCCUUAGUAAAAUUCUUCUUUAAAUCUCUGCUUCUUUAUUUGAUUUAAAUAGUAAGUUGAAGGAACAUUAUCAAACGAUUCUUUUACACCCUGCGUAUACGAAUACACGACUACACGAUACAUUCACGGACACGCGUAGAAUAAAUGUAAAAGGACAAAAGGAAAUUCAUCGUUUCUCCGAGUGUAACGCGCGCGACCAUAUUGUUUGAUUAUUGUUAAAAAAACGCAGACGCUUUAAUUGUUUGUUCGAAUUGUUGUUGUUCAUUAUUGUUACCGUUGUCAUUAUUAUCGUCGUUGGAUGUCGCGUAACGUGAUUACGAUCACCAUUCAGCCUGUCGAUUUGUCCUUUUUUGCGUGCCGUUAUUAUUAUUAUAGUCAUUACGUUAUGAUUACGACCGUGUAUAUUAUUAUUAUUAUUAUUAUUAUUAUUAUUAUUAUUAUUAACAUCAUAACCGCGACGAUGACGAUUAUUAUUGUAAUUGAAUAAAACGUUCACCACGAGAGGU
This is a messenger RNA of Bombus pyrosoma, 13434 nucleotides long. RefSeq names its product whirlin (gene dysc). Gene Ontology annotation, molecular function: protein binding. Bases 2200 to 5160 code for a protein of 986 amino acids. NCBI's taxonomy places the organism in Eukaryota, Metazoa, Arthropoda, Insecta, Hymenoptera, Apidae. Gene Ontology annotation, cellular component: plasma membrane; stereocilia ankle link complex; stereocilium tip. The record is from RefSeq and is a predicted model, not a curated record. The transcript has 14 exons.